Molecule: messenger RNA, 7085 nt
Organism: Maniola jurtina (meadow brown)
Lineage: Eukaryota; Metazoa; Arthropoda; Insecta; Lepidoptera; Nymphalidae
Gene: nahoda
Exons: 25
Coding region: 496-4875 (1459 amino acids)
Source: RefSeq, a predicted model, not a curated record
UUAGUAACUAAAGACAGUCGUUUCCUAACCAAGAAGGGGUAAAGUAGUGUCGCGCAAGCGCAGUGUGUCUAAAUACGGAUUUUUGUGGAUUUUCCCGCGUUUCUUAUAGAAAUUUUACUUAAGUUUUACUCUAUAAAGACUUAAAAAGUUAAGGUGCAGAACUUUUUUUCGUAAAGUUUUAUUUUGGGAAUUUUUGUGAAUGGAAUUUUAAGGCAAGCUUUCUGGUUUCCCAUAGUAAACGGAUUGUUAUAAUAAGUUAUUCACAGAUUGUCGUUUGGAAUCUACUGUUUAUUGGCCGCGAGUGUGGUCAUCAAUUUAAUUGGAUUCCAGUUAGAAAGAUUGACGAUUGCAGCUAAAAGUGGUAGUCAAAUGCUGCCGUAGUCAAAAGAAACGCAAAGAUGUCGUGAAGAAGACGAUUUCGUAAAAGUUAAGGUGAAAGACCAUAAGGGGAGAAUUAACAUAAAAGUGAAAUGUUGUGAUAACAAAGUGACCAUAAUGAAGAUGGCGCUAGGAGUGAGUUUUGUGUGUGCGUUUAGUGCGGUGUUUGUGUGUGUGGGUGGGCAUGUGGCAUUAACGUACCCUCCAGCUAGAAAAUAUGAUCUGGACUUUCUGGAUAAUUCCAGAACGAAGCCUCCAUGUGGGAUGCCUAAAGGUUCAAUAAGGACGUCAUUUUUAGCAGGUUCAUCAUUUAUAGUACAUUGGCACUUAGCGUACGCACACCGAGGUGGAUUUAGCUUAAGGAUACUGGACUAUUUAGAAAGGCCUCUUUUGGACUUAACGCCGAGGGCGGGAGGUUCGGAGUUCGUCAGAGAUGAUCCUACCGCUCAGCAGUAUGAAGUGCGUCUGCCCAGUGACUUCACCUGCGACAACUGCACGCUGCAACUGCAGCGCGAGGCGGGCGAGUGGGGCGCCAACUACAGGUUCUGGUCGUGCGCGGACAUCGAUAUUGUCACGCGCAAAAACUACCACGAGACGUGUUCAGGCAGAGGUUUCCACAUCCUGGGCCGCUGCAAGUGCCACAAGAUGCACAGCGGGCCGCGCUGCCAGUUCGCGGACGAGUGCGGGGAGGACAACGACUGCGGGCUGCGCGGCAAGUGCCUGGACACCAACUCCACCGAGCUGCCCAGCAGGCUGUGCUACUGCCCGCUCGGCUUCUACGGGAAAGGUUGCAACAAAAAGGCACCAUGGAAGGACAAGAACAUCAACCUAUCAGCGUACACCAAGAAGCAGUUGUCCAAAGAGUUCGCGCUGUACUGGCGCGUGAUGAAGGAGGACGCGGAGAUCGAGCUGGUGAUGAUGGUCAACGGGACUUCUUAUGCCGCUGUCGGUUGGCGACCGAAGGGAUUGAAGCAGGAAUGUAAAAACUUCCCAGUGUUGGGCCCGCCGAUUAAUACGCCUAGCACGCCAGCUCCCGAACCGUUACCAGAACCGGAACCAAAAUCAGAACCAGAAUCGGCUCCAGAACCAAAUGCCGAGCCCGAACCAACUCCGGAACCAAAAGCAGAACCACAGCCCACCCCGGAGCCAAAAGCCGAGCCAGAACCGACUCCGGAACCAAAAGCUGAACCAGAACCAACGCCUGAACCAAAAUCAGAACCGACAAAUCCACCCGAUGACAACAUAACUGAAAAUGAUAACAGAAAUAAGCGAGUAGCGAUGCAUACUUUAGACGGGAUUGAUUUUAAAAAUCUUGGCAACGAUGUUAGUGUUAAAACAAGUGUUUCCUACAAAGUUUCGAGUUCUAAAGGUCGAAAGAAACGCGCCACGACUGAAAAAGACAAACCAAAUGUGGAAACAUCGACUAUUUUAAAAAAUGACAACGACAAUCCCUCCUCUGAACCCGAAACUACUCCAGAACCAGAAUCAAGUGUCGAACCAAAGUUAGAACCAAAGCCUAAGCAUAAGUCCUUCAAACCAAAGCCCAAACAAUUGACUGAGUUAAACGAUAAUUUCAAAAUUAAGCCCACAUCCAUCCCAGAACCUACAUCCGAACCAGAACCUACUGACAAACCAGAACCUAGUCCAGAACCCGAACCAACUUCUGAACCAGAACCUACUCCGGAACCAAAAGCAGAACCAGAACCAAGCGCAGAACCAGAACCCAGUCCUGAACCUAAAGCUGAGCCUGAACCCACAUCUGAACCUAAAUCGGAGCCUGAACCCACAUCUGAACCUAAAUCGGAGCCUGAACCUACCUCUGAACCUAAACCAACUUCAGAAUCACAGCCAAAAUCAAAACCCGAACCUAGCCCUGAACCUAAAUCAGAGCCUAAACCUAUUUCUGAACCUGAACCUACUCCGGAGCCUAAAUCUGUACCUGAACCGGAACCCGAACCCAAACCUGAACCAACUUCUGAACCAGAACCAUCUCCAGAACCAACUUCUGAACCCGAACCAUCCCCUGAACCUGAACCUAAUGCAGAAGCGGAUUAUGAGAAUCUGCUAGUGAAGGGACUUUCCGAAGAAACAGGCUACUACCCCUCGCAUGAAUACGUUCCGAAGUUUGACUUCAACCCCAUGGACUGUACCGACAUAGUGAUCGGAACUGCCAAGGGAAAUUACCACAGGGUGCUCGACUAUUACACAAGAGACAGGUCCACUCCACGCGUGGACACGUUCUGGGGAGGACACGACGACAUCACGGCAGCUUCAGGUUUCGAAGAAAACGGAGUCACCACCAUCAUGUUCCGAAGGAAAAUCAAGGCUAAGGAGCCGACGGACCACUCGUUCGUGGACGACCUGAUGCACGUGAUCUGGGCGCGCGGCCAGGAGUACGGCCACUACCUGCACUCGCCGCCCGCCGGCGUCAGCGCGGGGGACUUCUACCGCGCCGACGAGAUCAAGUACCACGGACACGGCUCGCAGCGGGGCGUCGCUUCACUCAACUUCUUCGAAGAAACAAAAACCUCAACAUUCGGUGGUAUCCAAUCCCUCGACAACGACAAGUGCGGCGCGCAAUGGAAACUACCCACGAACUGUGACGUCAGCAACAACACCUGCGACUUCGUCGCCUCUUGGGAGUACCUUGGACUGACGCGUGGCAAGGACUCUGUGAAGUUCACCAUCAGGACCAAGAAGGGCAAGUUCUGGACUGGCAUCGGAUUCAGCAACGAUAAGAAAAUGUCGCAAACAGACGCAAUAAUCGGCUGGAUCGACCCGCGCAGCAACCGCCCGUUCCUUAUGGACACGUGGGUGAGCGGCUACUCCGCACCACGCCUCGACCCACGCCAGGAUCUCAGCAAAAUCCAGGGCUCCGUGGAAGACGGCGUCACUGUGCUCAGCUUUGUGAGGAAGCGCGACACUGGCGAUCAGAAGGAUCUGGCGUUCACGGACAGCAAGUGCCUGUAUAUGAUGUUCGUGACGCACGGCGGCGGCUUCGACGCCGUCAACAAGCGCACCAGCAAGCACGUGGAGGUUCCCUACGUCACCGACGAGCGCGUCUGCAUCAAGCCGUGCGGGCCUGAACCGUCAAUAGAAGAAGAGGAGCAGAGCACGGAAGCCCAACUGCCGGGGACUCGCAGCUACUCUCUGCUAGUGCGGCUGACGGGGCUGGCGGACAGCUUCCGCCCCCCGGCCGCCGGCAGCGCGGACUAUGAGGACCUGGCCAAGAAGAUCACGGAUAACCUGGCGCAGGAGCUCAGCCGUACCAAGGGCUACCAGAGCCUGACUGUCAACGGGUUCAUGCAAAACGAAACCAAGGCAUUUAUUGCGGAACUGACGCUAAAAUCCAUCGAUCAGAACUCCAUUGAGGAUUCAGCGCGUUCACUCGAUAACGACCUCUCGCUCGCUGAUAACGGGACGGAGGAAGACAGCGAUAUGCUGAAAUGGGAGAAGGCUAUAAGGGACACCCUCGCGGUGGGGAAAGUGGGAAACCUGAAUGUUGACCCGGAGUUUUUGGUGUUCCAGCCAAUUGCUCUGACAGCAGUGCAGCCAUCGGAAGAGCCUACCAUCAACAAGUCGCUGUUCGGGUCGGCGGGGCGGCUGUGGCUGGUGGUGGGCUGCCUCGCCGCGCUGGUGGCGCUGGCCUUGCUUCAAGCUGUGUGUACAUUAGCACGCACCGCGGCACCCAAGAGCAAGGACCAACUGAUCCCCAACACAGCGUGGAAGGAUUAUACAUCAGCGAACACUAACUACGCAUUCGAACCUUUUGAGAACGAUGACAAAUAUAACAGCACCUCUACGCGCUCUCCCAGACCUACCUCCCCUCCUCCCCCGCGACCCACCAGUGCGCACAAGAUGACCCCCAAACCACACAAGAACGGACCUCACAUAGCCAGCAAUGGUCACAACAUGGGAACAAAUGUUCAUAUGUCUAACAAUGGUCACAUGCCAAACAACGGACACAACAUGCCCACUAACGGUCACAUGGUUAACGGACAUAACCUCACCAACAGAAGCCGUGCCAUGAACGGCAGAGACGUCCGAGACGGUCGUGACAUGCCUUUAAGUCCGCGAGAGAUGGCCAUGAGCAAUCGAGAAAUGGCCACGAGUCCGCGAGAAAUGGCCAUGAGCCCUCGGGAGAUGGCACUAAAUAGUCACUCGAUGGCCAAUAAUGGCUACCCGACAAACGGGAGGAGCAAAACGCCGAAUGGGUCGAAGAAGUUUGCGAAUAGUGCGCAGUAUUACCAUGACACGAGGUCGCUGCAGAGGCCGAGGUCACAUUAUGGGUACAACGGCGGCGCGGGCGGCGGCGUGGCUGGCGGGGCGGGCGGGGCGGGCGGGGCGGGCGGGGUGGGCGGCGCGGGCAGCUCGCGCUCGCUGCCGCGCGGGGAGGCGCAGCCCGACUUCUACUUCAUGCCGUCGCAGCGCAAGCACGAAGUUUUAAGUAGUCAGUUAUCAAAACAGAUUUUUGAACGUGAGUUCGAUGACAACUGAUUUAAGUUACCAAUAGACAGACAUACACACUAUAGACAUUCAUUUGUGAAACAUUUUGGUUAAUUAUUUAGUAAACACCGCAUUAAAAAUGACAGACGUAAGUACUAUAUAAUGUACCUACUUGUUAAUUUGACUUAAAAAAAAAGAUGACUGUACCAUAUUUAUUAUUGAUCUGUAUUAAAAGAUUAAAAAUGAAUUUACAAAUGUAAAAAAAAUAUUGCUUUCUUUUGGAAUUAGUACUUUGACUGUUUAGUUAACAAUGUGUGUAGGUAAGUAAAAACAUUUAUCUGUUUCUUGUUCUAUUGAUUUUGAUUUUAUUUUUAUUCAUAAUUUUUUCACUUUUAUUAAUUCCAAACCAGUUCUAGUCUCACGUCACAGUUUUAAUUUUAAGUUAUCCUUAGCUUCUUGUUCCGGUGUUGCCAAUCGUAGAUGAUGAUAUUAUAUGAUGUGGCAACACUGAGUGUUGUUGCUAGCUUAAUUUUUGCAAAAUCCUGAUUUUCGUGGUGCUUUGAUUCUACCAAUGUUUUUGAUAAAGAGGUUAAUUUUUGUGCCAGCAAUCGUUUCAAGAAUCUGUACCAGUCGGUAGAUCAAAUCUAAUACUAACAAAAAGCAAAAUUAAUGAUGCAAAACGCGAAUUUUGUGUACGUAUGUAAAAAUUUUUUACACUCGUUAUAUUUUUUAUAUUCCUGGCAACACUAUGAAGAAGUGUAAAUAUAAGCAAUUUUCUCUGUAUAUUUGCAAUAUUUAUAUGUAUUUUACCUUGUAAUGUAACAUAGUAUUGGUGAAUGUACUUAAUAUUUUGAAUGUCUUCCUCUAUUAAUUUUCAGAAUAAUUUCAGGUGUUUUAUGACAAAUUAUUAUUAUUAUCAUAGAGUAGAUAUUAAAAUAGGUGAAAAACUAAAUAUGUUUGUUCGGAAUUUUUUCGCCUCAAAUAUUAAAAUGUAUCCGUCCAUUUUUAUUUAUAGUUCAGAAUUAUUUUAUAGGUUAUGACUUAUUAUAAUUGAGAUUUAUAUAGUUACAACAAUAUUUUUAUUUUGUAAAUAUCGAUUGUAGAUAGUUUUAUUCAUAUUUUAACCGGGUAUUUAAAGUUUAGGUACUUAGAGCUUAGAUCAAGUCCAUUUAAGAAAUAAUAUAUUAAAAGGAUUAUUUGAAAAUACCAUUAAAAUUAUAGUUUCAGCUUAGAAAUAAUAGGUCAAUAGUUUAACACUUUUGCAUUAAAAUAUUUCUUCAUUUUAAAUUUAGUUUCUAACUAAGAAAAUGGUGCGAUUUGUAUACCUAAGUAAUAAAUAAGUAUACAUAACAUAGAAGUUAAGAUAAAGCAAUAAUAGAUAACUACCUAUUUAUUCAGUCAUAAAUCUCGUCUUUGUGGUGCUUCCACACUGGGUUUAAAAUGUUUAGUAACAUAAUUAUUUAUUACCAUAGCAAUAUACAUUACCUAGGUAACUAUAUAUCUACGUAACAAACACCACAGAAUUAUAGAUUGUAACAAUUUUUUAUACACCAUAAUAUGAGAUAUAAAAAAAGAAAUAAUGACUAAAAUAACGACAUGGCAAAUGUUUACAUAUUAUUAUUGUUAUCGUAAUUAACCAUUUUAAAAUUGCUGUUUGUAAUUUUAUCACAUAAUUUGCGAAAAAUGUGGUUCAGAGUCUUGUAACACAUUACUAUUCCACUAAUCUUCUAAUAUGGAGUAUGUAUCACUAUAGAUUAGAAUUAUAAAUUUUAGAAAAAGGUCUAGUUUUUUAUACUCAUAAACGAAUGCAUAUAACUAAUAUGUAUAGUACCUAUAUAUGUAUUUGGUUCUCUGACGUUAUAGUUUUUGAGAUAGAUUGCUAUUAAUUUUAUACAUAGGUAGUAGGUACCUACACGAGUUGACGAUGAAUUGUGCUAAUUCGGUUCUACAAAGAUCCUAAACCAAUAAUAACAUUGACAGGACUUAAAGUGUUGCCAUCCUAUUCACAUCGUUAGGUAUCUAUAGAAAAAGAUGGUUGGUAAAUAAAUUUAAUAUAAUAUUUUUCUUAUAUUUGUUUAUAUUUUGUGUAAAUAACAAUCGAGAAAUGUAACAUUUUUAGUAUUUCUAUAUACUGUAGAAGACAAAGUAGUUUUCAUUAAUAAUGUCAUUAAUUUAAAUUCCAUUAACAAAGCGAGUAUUAAUUAAUGUAGCGUAAGUGUUUACCAAAUCUAAGAUUAUAAAUAAAUAUUUUUUACAAAUUA